AGGCUGGGGAGGAGUAGGAGGUGAGAGUGCCUCGCACCAUGUUCUCUGGGUGCCCGCUGGGUGCAGUUUGGGAAAUGUUCCUCCUGUGAAUGGACGCACCAUGAACAUUUGGGAAGGGAUCCUGGCUUUCUUGGUUGUGGUCCUGAUCCUCGUGUCAUUGCUGUCCAACGUGCUGGUGCUGAUCUGCUUCUUGUACAGCGCCGACAUCCGCAAGCAGGUCCCGGGAUUGUUUAUCCUCAACCUGACCUUCUCCAACUUGUUGAUGACUGUCUUGAACAUGCCCCUGACCCUGGCUGGGAUCAUUUACAAGAAUCAACCGGGGGGAGAUCAGUUUUGCCACAUGGUGGGAUUCCUGGAGACUUUCUUGACCACGAACUCCAUGCUGAGCAUGGCAGCGCUGAGCAUAGAUAGAUGGAUAGCUGUGGUUUUCCCUCUAAGUUAUCACUCCAAAAUGCGUUACAAAGAUGCUGCUCUGAUACUGAGCUACACGUGGCUACACUCUGUGUCCUUCCCAAUAGUGGCAGCUUCUCUCUCCUGGAUGGGUUUCCAUCGCCUUUAUGCCUCUUGCACGCUGUACAACAGAUCAGAGGAAAGGACACAGUUUGUGAUUUUCACGGGGGUCUUUCACAUCCUCAGCUUCCUCCUCUCCCUCGUAGUGUUGUGUUUCACCUAUCUCAAAGUGCUGAAGGUGGCACGGUUUCACUGUAAACGGAUUGACGUGAUUACUAUGCAGACACUGGUGCUGCUGGUGGACAUCCAUCCCAGUGUACGAGAGCGUUGUCUAGAAGAACAAAAGAGACGGCGGCAACGAGCAACAAAGAAAAUCAGUACCUUUAUUGGUACUUUUAUACUUUGUUUUGCACCUUAUGUAAUUACAAGACUGGUAGAAUUAUCAUCCGUAGUCCCCAUCAAUUCUCACUGGGGAGUCAUUUCCAAGUGCUUGGCUUACAGCAAAGCUGUUUCAGACCCUUUUGUGUACUCUUUAUUACGACAUCAGUACAAGACGACAUGGAAGGACAUAAUAAACAAGAUUCUUAAAAGAAGCUCCAUAAAUUCCUCAGCCCUCGCAAGCGAAUCGCACAAUCAGAAUAUAUUGCAAACAACUGAAUGAGGAAGCUGGCACAGAAUCCCCACGAAAGAUGGAAGAAUACAAGGUGGUUGUGGGGGAGUAACAUGUAGCUAUCAUUAACUAAGAAAGGUCAUAGAAGUUAUUCACUGAAGCUCACAAUCUAGCUUGUAUCUCAUCAGCAGCCCAUGUAACAACUUUCAUAGUGAAGCUGGCUGCUUCACAUGUCCCUCUUUUGACAUGAAGUGUUGUACUUGAUACCUGAACCUGACAGCUCUUCAAACACAAAUAUCCCAUUGACUUCAGUGCAGGGUGAUGCAUCCAUAAUGAGCCAAACCCUGUCGUUAUUUGAGGGAGCCAUAGAAGUGGCAGGAGCAGAAGGUUGCAGGGUCCAUUUUAAUGCUACUCUAAAAAAGCUGUAGUGUAUAUCCCUGGCUUGCACAUGUUGCUGGCUCUGUGUGAUGCUCCACCCGAUCCCCCUUGCUAGAACUACAGAACAAUGCUCACCCUGGCUGCUUGAGUAGGUCCCUAUGGAAAAUCUUGUUAGAUCUUAAUAGAAAAUUAUCUAUCUGUUUACCUAUGUACUUAUAUGGCCCCUUUGCUGUAGUAUCUGAGGUCCUUUUUCUAUAUGCUUUUUUGAACUAUCCUGUAGAACUGAAUAGAGAAUGAUGUCUUCUAUAGAGGGCUAUAGGAUAGCUCAAGUAAGGCCAUCUUUCCUUAUUAAAUCCUGUAGGUUCUCAGAGUAAUUUCUGUAGAACUUCCUUGGUUUCCUCCCCAUGAAAUUCUAGAGGACUUUUCCCCAGGGUAUAUGGGGAUAAGAGGUCAGGGUACUUAUGUCCCUUUACUUAUGUCUGAACUGUAUAGAGAUAGGGGAGGAUUUUACCCAAUGACUGCAGGACUGGACUCAUUUCCCAGAAAGUUUUCAAAGAGUGUCUAGUUAUUUUCUUCACUGAAACUUUAUUAAUCAUGAAAAGCUGUAAAUUGUUACGAUUUUUGAUGGUUGGUUGUUUCCGGGGAGAAGUAGAAGGUGGUUUGAAGUAGAGAUAGGCCCAAAGCUGAAAUGGACUGGGCCAAAAAUCAUUCAUCCAAAUUCUCCUAAAUGUGUGGUCAAAACCUGGAUCAAGAUUUGAACUUUCCAAAUUCCAGGGUGUUAGAGUUAGUCCCUUAUAGAGCAAGAUUCGAUUUGCAGACUUCAGUCUGAACUCAGAUUUGAAGCUAAUCCCAUUUCUCUUUUAAAGGUAUGUUUCUUCUCAGUCUUUUAUUAAAGAACACUUCUGUCUUUAGCAAUCACUGAAUUUUCAGUCAGCUGUUAAUGCAGAUAUUCAUAUUGGCAAAACAUUCAGACAAAAUCAAGACAAUCCUAUGUACAAUAUUUCUAUGGGGACUUCAUUCUGUAUAUUACAUUUGGUUCAGUCCUUAGUAUAAGAAUCUUUACUGAGUUCAGGGCAACACAAUUCUGUUUUGCAAGUAUUAUUUGGUUGACUUUAUCUUUUAAUUAUAACUAUAGUCAGUAGAUGACUUCAUAAUUAAGUGACACAUACAUAUCUGACCCUGAAACCAUCAUCCCGCCAUUCAUUCAGAAUUAUAUUCACUGAUCAUCAGCAAUUGUCCUUUUGAUUCAGUGAAAACCAAGGUGGCAUAAGAUUAUCUCUGUACAUUCCAAAUGUUUUUCCAGUUAACUGAUAUGUAAAAAACAAGAACAAUAAUUAAUCAAUCCUCAUUUUUGUUACUGUAAUUUUAAAGUUAAUUGGUAGCACAUGAUGUCCUCAUUAUGAGACAAGGUUAAUUUUAAGUCAAGCAUAGCUGGUUUCAAAAGCCUCACAUGGUAUAUAUGUUUAUUAAAUAUAUCAAAAAUAUUUUUAUAAACUCACUCUUUGUGCCAGUAACCUAAGUGUUCUGAUACUGAGAUUAUGCUUCUCAGUUGAUUUUAGCCAAUUUUUCUGAUAAAGAGACAAAAUUCUGCCUCAGAUCUGCACCCUUAUCUCCAGAAAGUGAUUUACAGUCCAGACAUCUAAUAUGAAAUCAUAAUUACAUCACAACAAAAAUUAAUUGUCGAGGAAUAGAUUUGUAUAGUGUUCGGUCUAAAGUAGUCUGCUCCACAAAACCAGCUGAAUGUUUUGAUGAUGGUAUGAUUGCAGAUUUGUGCCCAGGAUACACCUGGAAUUGAAUGCAUAUAGUGAGAUACCUUCAUUCGUAUGAUUGACAUCUCUAUAUGAUUGGCAUCUUCCAAUAAUGGUUCAGGUCCUUGAUGAGAUUGAAAUUUUUUUGCUCUGUUCAUAUUCUGCAGAUAAAUAUGAAUCUGAGGGCCAUAUUGAGCUGAUGAGGCCCUCUGCACUGGAGGGCUCAAAUUCAUUCUUGGAGUAAGGUAGGCAAUGGUACUGCUCUCUCUUAUAUUUCUGCUACGUGCGGGGAACUUUAUUCCGAUCUAUGGGCUCCAUUAGCACAGGCUGAUAGGCUAAAUAAAGGUAUUGUCCUAGGUGGUGUGGCCAGGUACAUUUACCAACCAGCUUUGUCUGCUUUUUGGAAACACUGGUCCCUUACAGCUGUCCCACCUAGGCAAAGGAGGUUUGUAGCUGCUUUCUGCAACCUCCUGCACCUUGGGAGAAUGUCUAUUGUUGAGGCUUUAGUGAAAGCCUGAUCCAAAGGCCAUUGAAGUCAAUGGGAAUCUUUUCACUAAUUCCAAUUGGCUUUGGAUCAGGCCCCAAGUAUACAUGUGGGCAUUAGCCUGCAUAGAACCAUGGUGAAUUUAGCCAUUGCUCUAUAAAGAUCUCUCUUCUAUAGUGAAGUGAACAUAAACAAGCAUUCACAUACUUUAAAAAUGAAAUAUUAAACAAGGGAGAUUGACAACUACACUGUAAACAAAUAUUCCCAUGUUAACUAGUAAUAGUAGUCAAAUCAGUUGUAAAGGUACAUAAAAAGUUAGGGAAUUUACAUAAAUUUCCUCUGAUCCAACACCCCAAGUUUAGCCUCCUCUCCCCCAAAUCAAAUUGUCUACCUCAUUUUAAUAAUUUGAUUUAUUGGGCUUAACAUGAUUUUCUCAGGUGCAAUAAGUAGAAACAUUCUGUUCAGUAUUUUUUUUCUUAAGGACUUGUUUUAAUGGCUUGUUUGUAUUUCUGACAAGAGUCAGGGAGAAUGACUAACUGCUGUUAGUCAGUUUAAAAACUUUAAAGGGUUUAAUAUAGAUAAUUUUAUGUUCCAUAGUGAUCACAUUUGUUUAAGCGUAUUGCAGCUGGCUGUCUUAAGGCCCAUUCCUGUUGUCAAUCUGUGUAUGGGACUGCUAUUGAAGUCAAUAGGAGGUUUGCAUGCAGAACCACCAUAGGACUGGUUAAAUAUUCAAUACCGUCCCCAUAGAGAUUAACUUUUUAAAAAGAGCAAUCAUUCAAAAAGAGUGAGAUGACUUCUGAGCCAACCUUUACAAGAACUAUUAAGGCGGCUAGUAAAAGACGGAGAAGAAUAUAGACAGGUUUGUUUCAUUACAACUGUGUGUCACACUCAGUCCUUGGUUGAUUCAUGUGUCAUCAUGAGCAAUAAAUCUCUCCCCCUGUAUGUUGUGUAGCAAUUUAUCUUUCUUUCAUGGUGCCUUUCUUCUAGAAUUAACCUUAUAAGAGAAGCAAAUUUAAUUUCCUCAUACUUGCAUUUUUUAAACUUGAUACAGAUAUCUGACACAUUACCAUAUUUCUAGCGUAGGAGACAAGCUAGAGCUUUAAAUGCUGGUGCUCAAUAAACUGAUUCAACAUACAAAAUAAAAGAAAUAUCUGAACAUUUUGCUGAUAUUUUAUAGGAUGCUAGAAAUAUGAUUCAGUGGCUCAUUAAGUGCUAGAUAUUAAGCUGAAUUCUUACAGGCAAUGGGCAAAGUUUUCUAAAAUAUGUGCCUGAGUGAUGAAUGUACACACAAGUUACUAUGUGUCUAUUAUCACAUACUAUAUGAUACUUUCACUCCAGUGAGUUAGAAUAAUGAUGGCAAAUGGAAUGCACAAUAUUUUAUCUCUGACCAUGAAGCAGAAUUGCAGUCUUCCUGUGGGAAACGCAGCUGUGUAUGUAUGUUUUAUGUACAGUUGUUAUUUUAAACUAUUGGAAUAAUUUUUUUUUAGAGUGUGCAUAAAAUGUGCUCAGUAAACCUUGUAUUGCAUCUGCAAAAGUUGCAUAACUGCCUGUACAAGAUGCAGUUUGUCCUUUAAAAUCUGCAAUUCCAUAUUCUAUAUCCAUUUUCCACAUGCAUGUCCAAUUACCUAUCUUCCCAUGUGCAACUCUGUGUUUUGCAGACAGAACUUGGGUGGAUAUUUAUGAAAAUUUAGCCCAAUAUGGUAUGUAGCCUUUUAAAAGCAUGAGCUUUUUUUAUGUUCAUUGUCCUGUGGCAGGUGCUUAUAGCAUUUAAAUGGGUGUAUUUGGGUUAAUAAUGCAUUGCAAAAAACAAUAAGAGGUUGAAACUGAUCAUUCCAAUAAACAAAAAGGCCAGAUUUUCAGCUGGCAUAAAGUCAUCAUAUUUUUAUUCACUUCAAUAGAGCUAUGCUGAUUUAUAUCAGGUAAGGAUAAGACCCUAUGUAUGACUGGGUAGAUAUUAUUUAACCCAACCAUUAAAUUUCUUGUGGACAGAUUUUUGAAGGUGUUUAGGUUCUGAAAGAUUCAGAUAGACACCUAAUGAGAUUUCCAGAAGUGUCUAGGCACCUCACUUCCAUUCAUAAGUAUCUAGGUUCUUCUGAAAAUCCCACUAGGUAUCUAUCUUCAUCCUAAAGGUCUAAGUACUUUAAAAAAAAUCUGGCCCUAGGUAUGCAGGAUUUGUUUCUGAGCCCAUUGAGUAAACUGACAAAGUCCCUCUAAUUUCAGUGGUUCAGGAUCAGACCCGUUAUGAGAGGCUGCAGUUCCCAACUUUUUAGGAACUAGAUAUUCAAAAAAGUUCUCUGAAAGUGAUCCUUCCAGGCUGUGCUCGCAAUAUCUGCAGUAGGGCAGUGUCACCUUGUCUCCAUACUGAAAUCUGGAAGAAGUAAUUCACAACUCAUUCCUCAACCCCUAAAAAAUCAUCUAAUAGUAACUGUAGCAGGUUCCGACCUGACUAUCCAGCUAGCACGGAGUGCGUGGAGAGGACACAGGCUGUGUGAACAGUAUUGAUUCAAGUCCAUAGAAUGUUUUAUAUAAAAGGGAGUUUGGGAGGACCUAAAUGGCCCUUGUUUUCAGGUGUGUUCAAGUUUCCACCAAAACUAUUUACACAGACCAAACCAAGCCCUCUUUUGAGGGCACCAUCAAAAAACAUUUUGGUCUUGUGAGAAUCUGUUCUCCAGAGAUUUUCAGACUCAUUCUGUGAACCCAAGUGGCUCAGACAGUCUGAUUAAACCACCAAACAUUUAUCUAAAACUUAACCUCCAAACUCUUGUAGUUCACCUCCCACUAAUUUAUUACUCAGGUUUUAGACAUGACAAGCAUCCUAUUUUGAAUAUCUAGUCCUGUACACUUUCAGUUUGCAUUGUGCAGGUAUCGAAUACAACGUCUCAGAGGUUGUUUGCUGCCCACUCAGUACUGGAAUCAUCAGCCAAAAUUAAAUUCAGAUAAUCUAACAAAACUUAAAAAAGAAGCUAGACACUCCAUCUAAGUCAGCCUACCAUCACUAUUACUGAGCAUGUAAUACAAUACAGAAACUCAAGUAAGGCCUAGAUUCUUCAAUUACAUAUGCAUAUGUUUUAAUAGGGACUAGCCAUGUGCUUAUGUGUUUGCAGAAUCGGGGCCUACAUCUUUAGCAAUCUUUCCAAUACUCAGACCCAUAGAAGAGAGCUAAGGAUGAAGUGUUAGCCUUAAUUCUUUUUUUAAUUACUUUGUAUGGUUUAUGUCAGGCCACUGAUGAUACUUAUAGCCUCUGUGUGUGAACUUUUUAUUAAAAUCUACUGCUAAAAAAGAAAGAUGUUCCUCAAGGAGAUGUACAAGAGUUCACAUGGCAGGAAGAGCUGUUAAGGUCUGUACAAAAUGUCUACUAUUGGCCUCCAUAGUCAUUGCUGUGUAUCAUGUAAAUAUGUAUUUAGAGUUUACUUUUUCUAAAUGAGGCAUCUUGAUUGAACAAACUGCUAAUGGUUGUUAUGGUUUAUCGUAUAUAUCUAUAUUUACAAUGAAAAUGAUUGGCUGGAUAGACUAAUUGCACUGUCAAGAAUACGUGUAUUGAAAAGCGAAUACAUGGUUGGUAAUAUAUCAUGUGUACCACACCAUGCAUGUGCAGUAAUUCUGUGUAGUAAAAAUAUGAAACUUUGUUUAAGAAGUGUUAUCGCACAUGGUUUCAAUGUACCCAAAAGGCACAAGUCCACAUAAUUGACUAAUGCUCUACAAAAGCUGUAUUUUAAAAAAAACAAUUUUGUAGUUCUUGUUAAAUGCUGGAAAACUAUCUUCCAGUUAUUUGUAUACCUAGAGCUUUAAAAAUAUCCAGUAUUUUUAAAAAUAAGAUGAAUGUUAGAAAACCUCCAAAAACACCAACCACUUCUUUGGUUUCAGCCCAGCCAGAAUUCCUAGAGAAAAACUAAAAUAGUCCUUUACAAUGAAAAUGCAAAUACAACCCUAAUAAUAAGAAUACUAACAUAGGGCCCAAUUCUGUUUACACCACAGAUAGUCUCAUUUACUUUAAUUACUUUGCUCUUAUGGAUCCUGAUCCAAAGCCCAUUGAAGUCAAUUAAAAGACCCCAGUUGCUUUCAAUGGUCUUUGGAUCAGGUUCUCAUAGAGCUUUCUUAUCUUCAGAUCUCAAAGUAUUAUUAUCCUUGCUUUGCAGAUGUGAUAACUGAGGCCCAGAGAUGUUAACUGUUAAAGGAUCCAGAGCAAUGGAUGGUCAUUUGUUACAAAACAAAAUUAAGUGACUUGCCCAAGGUUACACAGCAGAUCAGUGGCAUUGUCAAAAACAGAACCCAGGUAUGCUAACUCCCAACCCCAAGCUCAUCCCAGUAAACCUUCUAACCAGAGAGUGUAAAAAUGGAGCUGCUAUACUAAAGAGAUCCAAGAGGGCUUCCCCAGAGGAGAUAUUUGAAAAUUCAGUAUCACAAAUUGCCUUGGAAAAGAGAAAUAUAUAACUAAAAGGUGCCUUGAUUUAUCUUUAUUUAGGUGCAGGGCAUUUUUCUAAAUAUCAGAUUUUUUUCCACUAUGUUUUUAUUUUCUUAAGAUCAUUUUAGAAAACAAAAUCCCAUAGACUUGGCAGUCACUAGUGAAUCACUGCUGAAUUCUUACAGGAAUGUAACAUAUUGCCAACAUUUCCAGAUGCAGUUCAGUAAAAAACUUUUCCUCAGGAUUAGAUUAUUUACCAAACAAUCAUUAACAAUGAUUGUGGGACCAAUCAGAAAACCCUUACGUAGUCCCAAUGGGACUACUUGGAUGAGUAAGAUUCAGCCACUCGACUAAAGGUUUGAAGGACCAGGCCUUUAUGUUUCAAUAAAUAUAAAAGAUGAUUAUUUCCAUGUCUACUGGUACCUAGCAAGUUGAUUAAGUUAGUUCUGAAAUACAGUUAACAGCUACUGUACCUGUGGAAUGUGUUGACUACUUCAGCAUUAAAAUGUGCCAUAUCAUUUAAAUUUAUAUUUGGGCUUCUUUAAACUCCUUU
This is a messenger RNA of Chelonoidis abingdonii (Abingdon island giant tortoise), 8625 nucleotides long. RefSeq names its product G protein-coupled receptor 26 (gene GPR26). NCBI's taxonomy places the organism in Eukaryota, Metazoa, Chordata, Testudines, Testudinidae. Gene Ontology annotation, molecular function: G protein-coupled receptor activity. Gene Ontology annotation, biological process: adenylate cyclase-activating G protein-coupled receptor signaling pathway. Gene Ontology annotation, cellular component: membrane. The record is from RefSeq and is a predicted model, not a curated record.